AUGGCGCGAAUCAGUACUCUUUUCGGCCUUUGGUCUCUUAUUUCCGUUUCUCUAGCCCAGAAUUGCUGGAGGGACACUACCUGUUCCGGCCCGAAAGACACUGCAUUUAGCGGGCCAUGGGAAGACAACAUCUAUGCACCGUCCUCUCGAACGGUACAUCCCAAGACAACUUUAUCUGAUCUCAAGAACAAUGCAGACACAAACCCAUCCCAGCCAGAGACUGCAACUCUGCACGGCAAUGGGUCUCUGGUGGUAUUCGACUUUGGAAAGGAAGUUGGUGGCAUCCUUCACCUCAAGUACAGUGCCACCGGCAGCGGGGCUGUGGGCAUUGCCUUCACCGAGGCUAAGAACUGGAUCGGAGAGUGGUCCGACUCUUCCAACGCUCUUUAUCACGAUGGUGCCAUAUAUGCGAACUUCUCGUCCGCCGGACAAGAAAACUAUGUCAUGCCCGACCCGAAGCUGCGCGGCGGGUUCCGCUACUUGACUCUCUUCCUGGAAACGAGUGAUUCUGCCAGUGUGAAAAUUGAAGAUAUCAGCGUCGAGUUGGAUUUCCAGCCUACCUGGUCCAAUCUUCGCGCGUAUCAGGGAUACUUCCACUCCAGCGACGAAUUGCUGAACCGGAUCUGGUACUCUGGUGCAUAUACACUCCAAAGCAACCAGGUGCCUGUCAAUACGGGACGUAUAACAUCGGGAGUUACGGCAGGAUGGGAAAACAAUGGUACCCUGGGACCUGGAGACACUAUCAUUGUCGAUGGUGCCAAGCGAGACCGCGCCGUGUGGCCCGGCGAUAUGGGCAUUGCGGUGCCGUCGACCUUUGUCAGUCUUGGAGACCUAGAAAGUGUGCAGAAUGCUCUCCAAGUUAUGUACAACACACAAGACAAGACCACAGGAGCCUUUCCUGAAUCGGGCCCUCCACUCAGUCAGACAGGUUCAGAUACAUACCACAUGUGGACGAUGAUCGGAACCUACAACUAUGUGCUGUUCACAAAUAAUACCGACUGGCUUCUGGAGAACUGGGACGGAUAUGUCUUGGCUAUGAACUAUAUCUACGACAAGGUGACUUAUCCCAGCGGCCUGUUGAAUGUUACCGGUCUUCGCGACUGGGCCAGAUAUGGGCAGGGAUACAACAACUCAGAGGCUCAGAUGAUCCUUUAUCAUACUCUGCGCACCGGUGCUGAUCUCGCCUCAUGGACCGGAGAGUCCACAAAUCUAUCAAGCACCUGGAACGACCGCGCCGCCAACCUAAAGGAUGCCAUCAACACCUACUGCUGGGACGAGCCAUACGGUGCAUUCAAGGACAAUGCCACUGACACCACAUUGCACCCACAAGAUGCCAACAGUAUGGCGAUUCUGUUCGGCGUCGUCGACUCAGAGCGCGCAGACAGCAUUUCCCAAAACCUGCUCAAGAAUUGGUGCCCCAUUGGAGCCGUAGCUCCCGAACUACCCGAGAACAUCGCCUCCUUUAUCUCGUCCUUCGAGAUUCAAAGCCAUUUCACCGUCCGCCGGCCUGACCGCGCACUGGAUCUAAUCCGACGCAGUUGGGGGUGGUAUAUCAAUAACCCCAACGGCACAGAGAGCACCGUGAUUGAAGGAUAUCUUCAAAACGGAACGUUCGGAUAUCGCUGGGGUGAUGGGUACGGCAAUGACUUCUCGUAUGUGUCCCACUCGCACGGCUGGUCGUCUGGUCCGACCUCUGCGUUGACGAAUUAUAUCGUCGGUCUCUCUGUUACUUCUCCCGUAGGAGAGACGUGGAGUCUUGCUCCGCAAUUUGGAGAUUUGGAGUUCGCGGAGGCUGGAUUUGUUACGGAGCUGGGCAAGUACCAGGCUUCUUGGACGAAGAAGUCCAAUGAGUAUACCUUGCAGUUCUCGGUUCCGGAGGGUACCUCGGGAACUCUUGUUCUGCCGUAUGUGAAGGAGGGCCGAAGACCUAAGAUUACUAUUGAUGGAAGACGAGUUACUAAGGGCGUUGCGUAUGCCCAGGACACGGCGACCAUUAGGCUUAAUGGCGGUUCUUACAAGGUGGUUGUCCAGUGA
Penicillium lagena is the source of this 2034-nucleotide messenger RNA. RefSeq names its product putative alpha-L-rhamnosidase B. Gene Ontology annotation, biological process: carbohydrate metabolic process. The record is from RefSeq and is a predicted model, not a curated record. The transcript is spliced from 3 exons. The coding region runs from base 1 to 2034 and encodes 677 amino acids. Lineage: Eukaryota; Fungi; Ascomycota; Eurotiomycetes; Eurotiales; Aspergillaceae.